AUGGAAGAAGCGGAGAACGGCACCAGGAAGCGCGCCCCCGGCAAUGGCGUGAGGAAGCUAUCUCCUUCUCCGACUAGGGCCCCCAGUUCGGAACAGAGGAAUCCCUCGGCCUUGCCUCCGCCGCCGCGCGUCCCUAGGUGGCUGAUCCUCGACCGCAUCGUCCACCGCAGCAGCAGGAGGCGCUGCGGGGUCGUCGAAGACGACGCCACGGCCUCGGCGCUCGCCCACGACUGCGCCGGCCGCCCCGUCCGCGCCUCCCUCAGGAUCGCCGACCCUCCCGCGGUCUCCCGUCUCUACCUCCACCUGACGGGCAGGCCGGGGAUCAGCUUCCGGGAGCCCACCGCCAUCGCAGCCCACCGCAAUUCCAUUCUAUUCCGGUUGACUGUCCCCUUCGAGGAUCCUACGUGGUGGCACGACAGCUACUCCUUCCCCAUCGACUACUUCGUCUACUCCUGCCGCUCCUCUUCGCCGCCUUCACUGACUCUGCUUCCCCCCUGCUUCGACGGUGGCCACAUCAACCCCCAGCUUGAUAAGUUCUGCAAACCACAUCGGCAGCAGCGACAGCGCAGCAUGUUGCCCGAAGAUAUGGGUAUCCUCUGCCAUGGCGACGAAGGCGAGUUCACGGUGGCACAACUCAUGUUUUCCGAGCGCUAUGAGAUUGAGCUAUGCCUGCUGCACAAUCCACCUCCUGCAGGAUCUUCAAUGGAAUGGAAUGUUAAGAAGGUGCAGAUCCCUCCUGACACGAAGAUAAACACCUACUUGUGGAUGACUGAUGCCGUCUUGCCCAUUGGUACAUGCCUGUGCUGGGUCGACAACUACCAGGGCAUGCUGCUCAUUGAUGUCCUCACUGACAGCAACAGCAACCCAGAUCAUCAGCAAUGGCUCCGUUACAUCCCUCUGCCUAAAAAGGCUUUGAAGUCUCAACGCCUGUACAAGGAUGCAGACGAACCUGACCCGUUGCGCUCUGUCCGUGUCACUGACACUGGCAUCAUUAAGCUCGUCUGUAUUCUUACCGAACAUGUUAUCUGCUUCCUGCUCAAGGACAAGGACCGUGGCCUUUUCUGGAUGAUUGAUGUCAACAUGAGGAACAAGAAGCUGCAGUCAAGCGCCCUCUAUAUCAGUGAAGAGGAAGAAGAAGAUGGAUACCCCCCUAAAAGGAGCCGCAGGAACAAUUUCUUUGGUCAAUACUAA
Messenger RNA from Miscanthus lutarioriparius, 1191 nucleotides. The record is from the annotation of a GenBank genome assembly. NCBI's taxonomy places the organism in Eukaryota, Viridiplantae, Streptophyta, Magnoliopsida, Poales, Poaceae.